AUGCGGAUCCCGGUGAGGCAGGUGAGCGGCAAGGUGCUGGUGCUUGAGGCCUCGCCCGAGACGACGAUCCGAGAGCUGAAGCGCCAGCUGAGGGCCUGGCAGGACACCGAUGAGCUCACGAGGAAGAUGACGACGGUGGAGCUGGUCCUGGGAGAGACCAAGUUGCUGAACGACCAGACGGUGGCCGAUGCCUUGGGCGAUGCGCUGUCCUCGAGUCUCUACGUGGUCUUCAGCGUGCAGGAGGUCGAGUGCGCCCGGCGGUGUGGCGAUCUGGAGGAUUUGCGAGUGGUGAAGGUUUCUGGACCUCAGAUUGAGCCGAGAGCCUUCCAGGAUUGCAACUGCUUGGUGAGUGUCACCCUCACCUCGGUGCGCCGCAUCGGUGCCCACGCCUUCGAAGACUGCAGCGCCCUGGAGCUCCUGUCGCUCCCCGAGUCCCUGGAAGUCCUGGGAGCCGAAGCCUUCCGCGGCUGCGCGCGCCUCCUGCAGGUUCAUGUCCCGUCCCGCGUGCGUGUGAUCCAGAUCGGAACCUUCCAGGGCUGCAGCUCCUUACGAGAAGUCACGUUGCCGGAGCAUCUGACGGAUGUAGAGGCAGGAGCCUUCAAGGAUUGCAUCUCUUUGAGCCAGGUGAGCCUGCCGGGCUCCGUCACCCACAUCGAGGAAGGUGCUUUCUGGGGCUGUAGCGCCUUGAGCUCCGUGGAGAUCCCCAACUCCGUGACCUACAUUGGCAUUGAUGCCUUCUCUGGAAUUGCUGGGGAGCUCCCUGCCUGGGCGGUUGCUCUGGCCAAGGCUGAGGAUGAAAUGACCAGGACUUGCAGCUGA
This is a messenger RNA of Durusdinium trenchii, 819 nucleotides long. NCBI's taxonomy places the organism in Eukaryota, Dinophyceae, Suessiales, Symbiodiniaceae. The record is from the annotation of a GenBank genome assembly.